Messenger RNA from Coccomyxa subellipsoidea C-169, 447 nucleotides. RefSeq lists its product as hypothetical. Bases 1 to 447 code for a protein of 148 amino acids. The transcript is spliced from 4 exons. NCBI's taxonomy places the organism in Eukaryota, Viridiplantae, Chlorophyta, Trebouxiophyceae, Coccomyxaceae. Gene Ontology annotation, biological process: DNA damage tolerance; double-strand break repair via homologous recombination. The record is from RefSeq and is a predicted model, not a curated record. Gene Ontology annotation, cellular component: Smc5-Smc6 complex; nucleus. Gene Ontology annotation, molecular function: ubiquitin-protein transferase activity.
AUGCAGCUGGACGGGAAAUGGUACAUUGCAGUGAUCAACAAACUGCCAGACGAGGUGUCAAAGACCCUGGGCUCCUCGCUCAGCCUCGCUCAAGUCCAAUUCCUCAAAACAGUGCUGGAGGCGAUUGCUAUGGACCAAGAUGCAGAGGAUGGCGUGGGGUCCGUGGGUGCUGUGCAAGCCAGCAACCUGAACUUCACCCAGACGCAGGCUUUCCAAGCCACUCAGGCAGAAGGAGGAUCCCAGGCUUCUUCGCAGCAGCUGAAGCUGAGCAUGGUGGAGAAGGAAGCGCUGCUGCCUCGGCUGGUGGAGGAGCACUGGCUCGCACCCAGCCCCCACAGGAUGGGCUAUUACAGCAUCGGGGUGCGAUCCUUUCUGGAGCUGAAGGACUAUCUGCUUUCGCUGGAGUUGCCGGAGGAGACACGCACUGCCUGGGAGAAAUUCCUUUGA